AGUGUUUUAAUUUCAACAAAUACGACAGAAGUGCAGCGCCACGGCCUAUUAACUAAGUGUCCACACGGUGGCAGACGAUGUGCACAUGCGCAUUCUAGAUGGCGGCAGAUUCUGUUCCCUAAGUUAACUUCGCCUACUACCAACGAAUGCCAAAGGGCAUUGGGCAGUACCUCUGUGGUCGAGCUCACCUGGAUAUGAACGCCGGCCAGUUGCUGAAUCGCUUUGACGGCCAGUGGAAGCUUUUGGCUUGGUCGCUGUUCUCCGGAUUUUCCGGUGCCCACAGAGCGCUGGAAGUCUUCAGGCGGCAGCAGCGGGCCGGCCCCGAGAGCUCACUCUCCGACUUCAUCGAAACACUUUGUCGAGAUGAAAUCAGCUGCCCGGGGAUGGAUGGGGCACCCUUUACCGUUCAACCUCUGGUGUGGCUUUUUCCACCACUGUUCCAGCAAAACUUGCUGACGUUCAUCUACCUGGUCCACUCGCGGUUCCACAAAGCUGCUGUCGUCCGUCUACUCCAAUGUCUUGGUCGGGGGCCCCAUCCCGACCCGUGGGUCACCGCAUGGAAGAAGCAACUGGAAAGAACCUUGGGCUGUCCCAUGGAGGAACCCCUUUACAGCCCAGCGUGCGCUCAGCGACUAACGGCACUGUCACGGCGAGUGGGUGGUGAGACCGGUGGGUGGGCUCAGUGCUCUGGCCUUCCAGCGGAGGAACCUCAGACUGCACCUGUUUUGUCUGAGGCGGAAACUCACAAGAAAAGGAAGGGCCAUUUUGAUGCUCCAAGUAAUGAGGAUGAAGAAAUUCAGCUGCAGAAGAAACGAAUGAGGACGGAUGAACACACCGCUGGGCGAGCACAUGAUCAUGAGCCUCUGCUCGAAAAUAUGACGAUUGCAGAGGAAGUGGACAUGGAUGCUUCACGUGAGAUCCCAGCGUCGGAAAACUCCCACAAUCUUCUGCCUGAAAAAAAUACUGUGAUGGCAGUAGAAUCGGAAACGGAUGCAGCAGAACAGGGCAACACCCGUGAUCCUCUGCCUGAACACAUGAAGGCGUCUAUUCUUGUAAUCAAGGAAUUACUCCAAAGUCAGACCGAGUGGGACCACCGCUCUCUUGACGUGUUUGAAGUGCUGACUAACUGUAAUGCCACUCAAGUGCAGGUACUGUGUGGCGAAUUGAGUUUGUCCGAAUUAGCAGAGCACGCUCUGCCGCAUCUUUGCAACAGCAUAUUGGCUCUCUCGCCCGACCUCAGCUUCAGCACAGCAUCGACGCUCAUCAAGAAUCUACUGCUGCCGAGGGUACUGGCCCUCUUCGAGCCGGCGUCCAGAUGCCUGGUUAGUGUUGUGAUGUCAUUCUGCAGCCGUUACACCAGGUCAAUGUGCCACGGUCUGAUUGGCCCACUUUUAGAGCAAGAGAACUUAGGGAGUGCACAAGCUGAGCUCCUGAACAAACUGAUAGAAGGCUGUCUGGAUUCUCACAACAGGCUGCUUGUGCUUCAGAUGACACUGAAAAUAUCAUGGAAUGAGACUCUGCUUUCUAUUAUUCACAGCUUGCUGGAUUCCGAGCCUGACAUGAAUGAAGAACUGUUCACGCAGUUGAUUGAACAGUUAGUUAGCCAGGCCCUUCCGUUCACAAAAUCUGUCAACUUUGCAAAAAUAAUGUUGACUGUUCUCACAAAAUAUGGCAACCUUGUACAUGCUUCACACAAACAAUCCCUGUCUGGUUGCCUGAUGCUAAAUGAGACAUUCCUAAAAAAGUCACUUCAAGCAGUGUUGAAAAGAAUCCCAGGUGCAUAAUACAUAGAGUUAUUUAUGUUUAUAUUGCUAUAUACAAAACUGUUGUAAUUGCAUAU
Messenger RNA from Hippocampus zosterae (dwarf seahorse), 1840 nucleotides. RefSeq names its product FA complementation group E (gene fance). Gene Ontology annotation, biological process: interstrand cross-link repair. The coding region runs from base 147 to 1784 and encodes 545 amino acids. Lineage: Eukaryota; Metazoa; Chordata; Actinopteri; Syngnathiformes; Syngnathidae. The transcript is spliced from 12 exons. The record is from RefSeq and is a predicted model, not a curated record. Gene Ontology annotation, cellular component: Fanconi anaemia nuclear complex.